Ornithodoros turicata is the source of this 1455-nucleotide messenger RNA. Its product is annotated as tigger transposable element-derived protein 4-like. Gene Ontology annotation, cellular component: nucleus. The transcript is spliced from 2 exons. Gene Ontology annotation, molecular function: DNA binding. Bases 1 to 1455 code for a protein of 484 amino acids. NCBI's taxonomy places the organism in Eukaryota, Metazoa, Arthropoda, Arachnida, Ixodida, Argasidae. The record is from RefSeq and is a predicted model, not a curated record.
AUGGCUCCGCGGAAGUGCUUAACCCUCGAGCAAAAGGUAGCGCUCAUCCGCGCUGUGGAAAAAGGUGAGAAGAGCAAAUCUGUCAUCGCCAAGGAGUUCAACAUACCGGCGUCAACGCUGUCGACCAUUCUGAAGAACAAGCAGGACGUCUUCAACGGUUUCGAGAAGAAUUUCUCAAGCAAGAUAAAGCGUGAUCGAGGUUCAAAGUAUCCAGAGGUGGAAGUUGCCCUACUUGAGUGGUUGAAGAACGCCAGGUCUGCGAACCUCCCUGUGCACGGACCCGUGCUCAUCGCAAAGGCGGAGGCGCUAGCUUUGCAAUUGGGUAUGCCGGACUUCAAAUGCAGCAAUGGCUGGCUCGAGCGCUUCAAAAAGCGGCAUGCUGUACGAAGCACACCCAUCAACGGUGAAAGUGGUGCCGUGAACCAGGACACCGUGGAUACAUGGCGACGAAAUCGGCUUGUGGAACUUCUAGAAGUGUACCCGGACAGGGAUAUUUACAAUCUUGACGAAGCUGCGUUGUUCUACAAACUCCUGCACAAGCGGACGUACACAACUGCGGACGGCUCUUCGUCAGGCGCCAAGCAAAGCAAGGAACGCAUCACUGUCCUCUUUGGAGCUAAUGCUACUGGGGACGACAAACUGCCGUUGCUAAUACUGGGCAAGGCUGGAAAACCGCGCUGCUUUCGUGGCGCAACUCUGCCCAAGGACUGCGUCUACAGGAGUAACAAGCGUGCUUGGAUGACAGCAGCCAUCUUCGAGGACUACGUACUCUUCAUCAUCGACAACUGCCCGAGCCACGGCAAAAUUGAAAAUCUUAAGGCCAUUACUGUGGAGUUCCUGCCAGCCAACACCACGUCCGUUUUGCAGCCUAUGGACCAGGGCAUCAUUGAAAUGACGAGGAGGCUGUACCAGAAAAGCCUUCUUCAGCGUAUGUUGCUUGCGUACGACUGUAACAAGGGCUACAGCAUUGAUCUCCUUGGUGCAAUUCAUCUGAUUUGCCGUUCGUGGAGGGACCUGGAAGGAGCAAAGAUUGCGAAUUGCUUCGUGCAUGCGGGUUUUUGCCGCGUACGUGCGACGGCUCAGCCAGUCGAACUGGAUGACAGGGAGGAAUCUGAGAGCCUCUACAGAAGAGUGCAUGAUCUUGUGGGGCAAGAAGUGGAUGGUUAUUUCGACUCCUUUGCGCGAUUGGAUACGAACGUUCCGGUCGUCAGUCCUGUGACGGAUGUCGAAAUUGUGGACAUCAUCGUCGGUCACAUGGACGUCGACGAAGGAGCCUCGGAGGACGAGUCUGAGGGACCUUGUGAAAUCCCUACGGCAGCGCGGACACGCAAUAUGUUGCGGUUGAUUCGCAACAAAGUAGAGUGCAGUGGCGGUGACUACGAAUUGAUGACGUGCCUGAGGAAACUCGAGGAACGACUCCUUGCGGGGGCCAGGCCACGCGACAAACCCAACUAA